Molecule: messenger RNA, 1137 nt
Organism: Benincasa hispida (wax gourd)
Lineage: Eukaryota; Viridiplantae; Streptophyta; Magnoliopsida; Cucurbitales; Cucurbitaceae
Product: inositol diphosphatase DSP3-like
Biological process (GO): protein dephosphorylation
Cellular component (GO): cytoplasm
Molecular function (GO): phosphatase activity
Source: RefSeq, a predicted model, not a curated record
GCCUCCGUUUUGGUUUUGGAGUUCUUGAUGGGAGUCCUAAACACCUUCGAGAUUUUGCUAUAUAUACAUUAGAUUUUCGAUUCAUCGCUAAGUUUUCGCAGAUUCCCCUUCUUCUCUUCCCCGAUUCUCUGCAAUUUUUCUGUUCUUCAAUCCAUCAAUCCUUCACAAUAAUGAGGCUCCAAGUCGCCGACGACGAUCUCGACGCCAUUCUUCUUCCUCCGCCGAACUUCUCCAUGGUUGAGGACGGCAUUUUCCGAUCCGGCUUCCCUCAACCCGCCAAUUUCCCCUUCCUCCGCAGCCUCAAUCUCCGCUCCAUCAUAUAUUUGUGUCCUGAACCCUACCCUGAGGAGAAUUUGGAGUUUCUUAAAGCUAAUAAUAUCAAGCUUUUUCAAUUCAAAAUUGAAGGCAAAAAGGAGCCUUUCGUUUCGAUUCCGAAGGAUGCUAUUCUUGAGGCUCUAAAAAUACUAAUUGAUGUUAGGAAUCACCCCAUUUUGAUCCACUGCAAGCGUGGAAAGCAUCGAACAGGCUCGCUCGUGGGUUGCCUGAGGAAGUUUCAGAACUGGUGUUUGACUUCGGUGUUCGAAGAGUACCAGCGAUUUGCAGGCAUGAAAUCGAGGGUGACGGAUCUACAAUUCAUCGAGACAUUCGACAUUGCGUCUCUGAGGCAAUGUGUUUACAGCAUCAUAUAUCAGUACCAAGGUUAUAGCUCAAACAAGAGGAGGCUGUUGUAUAGAGAAGAAAACUUGCAAAAGCCUCAAACAACAUCAGUUUAGAAGAAAAUUUCAAUCCAUACAAGAACUCAACCUUCUUUAAUGCACAUAAUAUCAAGUUCUUGUCAAACCAUCAAGUCUAUGGUUCCCCAUUUUUUGGGUCCCAUUGAUUGCUCAGAUCCUAUUUUUUUUUCCCUUUUUUCUUUUUUUGUUUUAUCAUUUUUUUUUGCUUUUUUCUUAUUCAUAAGAAAUUAAAAAAAGGAAAAAGAAGGAAAAAGAAUAGCAAACUUUAUGGAAACUAUUAUUUCCUUAGUCAUAGAAGUUCAAGAAUAGCUUCAUCUGAUUGAUUGUUUUUUUAUGUAUAGUUUCAUUGGAUACUUGUUAUUUACUGAGAAUCAUAUAUUUAGAUUAUUAUUUUUUUUUACAA